AUGGAUACGCAGGCUAACAAAAAAAUCACAACAUCACAUUUAUUGCCCAAUGAAAUAUGGCUGCAAGUUCUCAGUAACUUAUCGCAUGGAGAUUCAUUACAGACCAAGCUAGUGUGUAAACGCUGGUGCCGAUUAGUUGAUGAGCUUCGCCUAAAGCGAAAAUCAAAAUUGAUGAUUACCGGGAAAAACUUAAAACAACUUUACAAACUUACAGAGCAUCAGGAUUUGAAAUACGCAAGCGUAGAAAUAGAUGAUAGGGGAAAUAAUUCUAUCAGUGACAUCGAUUGCGGCUUUUUAAUCAAGAUUUUCAAACGCAUAGGAUCUUAUAUCGUUGAGCUGAAAGUUUAUAAUCUCUCAAUUCUCUCGGAGCUUAAAAUUCUUUUACCUAAUUUGAAGGAAUUAAAUUUGUCACAGAGCCUUUCAUACAAAAGCGCACCCAUGGAUUUAAACACAUUCUCAAACCUUAAGUCAUUGUCGAUGCCUAUGAAUGGCGACAAACAACAAUCUGAAUUAUUGCCGAGUUUGACAGAAGUGACUGGGAUGCGAUUAGAAAAAUUAUGCAUAACUAUUAAAAGUAAUAUUGGCGAGUGUUUGAACGUGUUAGCAGCGCAUGCAUCCUCAUUGCGUUGGCUUGAGCUCAGUCUUUCUUCGAGAAAUAUAGACUGGAGAUGGCAACAUCAAUUGCAAGAGACUUUUAGUAAAUUUACUCAACUGGAGGUGUUAAACUUGAGGCACGUUUACGAUAGCGAAUCAAUAAGAUUUAUUUUAAAAACACUUUCAAGACGAAAUCGCCUUAAAACAUUAAUUUUAAGUGUUUUCUGUGAUUAUUUGGAGUUAAUUCUCCGAAAGUGGUCCGACUCUUUAGAAUGUCUGGACUUUGUGUGCUUAAACGUUACACCGUGCAGAGCGAGAAAAUUAAAAUUGAUGAGCGAUAGAUUGCGUAGCUUAAGUUUGAAUGCCUUUGGAUUAGCCGAUUUAGAUCUCCUUUACAUUAUAACUCCAAAAGUCAAUGAAAAAUUAACUGCAUUGGAGUUGAGUUCCUCGCAACUGGCUGGAGACAUGUUCUGUACUCUUGUGCAACGUGUGCCUAACUUGAUCACGCUCAAUUUAAAAAAGCAUUGGUCAAACAUAACUGAUAUUGAAAUGGUUUGCAUAUUUGGUCAUCUCAGGCAUUUACGGCAUCUUUUCCUACAGCCAUGCGUCAGCGAAAAUGAUAUAAAAUAUCUUUGCUCGAAACCUAACAUCAGCAAUCUAACAGAGCUUGAAACACUUCAAUCAUGCUUAUGCCCUUUGAAAGUCAUUCAUAUUAUAAAUUCAAAUAUUGAAUUUAAAGCAUUGCAAAAACUCGACAUUUUCGGUUGUAACCGAACUAGAAAGCUCUCCUUUCCUGAAUUCGUAAAAAUCAGCGAACACUUCCCCGCUCUUGAAAAACUACGCAUUUUUAAUUUAGAUUGCGGCGCUCGUAAUGAAGAAAUGCGUGCCUGUUUUCCCCGUUUACGUAAACUAAAAUACGAUAGAGGUUUUUAA
Molecule: messenger RNA, 1527 nt
Organism: Glossina fuscipes
Lineage: Eukaryota; Metazoa; Arthropoda; Insecta; Diptera; Glossinidae
Exons: 1
Coding region: 1-1527 (508 amino acids)
Molecular function (GO): protein binding
Source: RefSeq, a predicted model, not a curated record